Messenger RNA from Exophiala bonariae, 1203 nucleotides. RefSeq lists its product as uncharacterized. Gene Ontology annotation, molecular function: DNA binding; zinc ion binding. NCBI's taxonomy places the organism in Eukaryota, Fungi, Ascomycota, Eurotiomycetes, Chaetothyriales, Herpotrichiellaceae. The record is from RefSeq and is a predicted model, not a curated record. The transcript has 4 exons. Bases 1 to 1203 code for a protein of 400 amino acids.
AUGGCUACAUAUCGCUUUGAGUUGUCUACUACGAAUCGGGCACUCUGUCAGAACACGGAAUGUAAGAAGAGUGGUAUCAAAAUCCAAAAGGGAGAGUUCCGCAUGGGCACGUUGGUAAUAUUCGAGGAGCACGCCACGUGGAGGUGGAAGCAUUGGGGAUGUGUAACGCCUCUACAGAUCAAGAACCUCCAGGAUCAAGUCGGCUCUGUCGAGGAUCUUGACCUUGACAGCGAUCUGCCUGCUAUUAUUGACGGCUACGAUGAGAUCUCCACUGAAUUCCAGGACAAAAUCAAAUAUGCCCUUCAAAAUGGUCACGUCCAUGAUGAGGACUGGAAAGGUCUCCCCGAGUUGAAUCGACCAGGUCAAAAAGGAAUCAACAGACGCACACCAAAGAAGAAGAAUGUUGCCGAGGAUGAAGAGCAAGGCUCCAAUACUGCAGGCGAUACCCCAAGUGUCUCUAAGCCCAAAGCUAAGAAGAGCCGAGCCAAAAGGGCCAAGGUUGAAUCGGACCAGGAUAGCGAUUCAGCAUCCCCAUUGCCCCAAGCAAAGAAGGCUGGACGCCGAAAGCGGAAGGUCGAGGACAGUGAAGAUGAUCUCCCAGCCAGUCCACCAAAGAAGAAACCUGCCAGUCGCAGAAGCAAAGCCGCAAUGAGUGACAGCGAGGACGAGGUCAUGCCCAAGGCGACCACUUCUAGAGGAAGGCAAGCCACAAGAGAAGCCGGUGUGAAGGCUGAAGGUGACGGCGACCCGGAAGAAGCAACACCGGUAGCAAAGCCGAAGAAAUCACGCGCAAAGAAGGUCAAAGCAGAGCCGGAAACUGUUGUCAAGCCCGAGCUUGAUGUUGAAGAUGAAGAUCCUCCUCUUGCGGCUCCAAAGACAAAGCGAGCUCGUGCAUCCAAGAAGAACGUAAAGGCUGAACCAAGCGUCGAAGAUGAGGAUGAAGCACAGCCAGCCUCCAAAACCAAACGUUCACGCGCUGGAAAGAAGGUCAAGCCUGACCCAGAGGAUGAACAAUCCCUCUCCGACAUCGAGGCUGCCGCAACGUUCAAGCCGGAGCCCGAAGACGAAAUGACCAUGGACGCAGCUCCGAUGAGAGAUGAGUCUGCGGAAGAGGACAAGGAGGAGAAGCCUGCCGCGCCCAAGAAGAAAGCUGCCAAAGGAAAGGGCAAAAGCAACGCCAAGGGUAAAUCUAAGGCGAAGUGA